AUGGUGGAUAUCCGAAAGGCUUAUGACACUGUUAGCUGGGAUUUCUUGAAGGAGGUUCUGCAUGGGUUCGGGUUUCCGAGUAUCUUCACUGAAUGGAUCAUGGAGUGUGUAAGCACAGCAUCUUUUCGGGGAGAUGUAAGCUCGGUGGGAAUAAUGAUGAAUGCGUUGAAUGAGCUCGAAGGGACCUCAGGGCUAGCGAUUAGUGCUACGAAAUCGAAACUGUUUUGUGCUGGGGUGCGUGAUGACCUUAGCUUCACACGCAUCCCUAAUGGCACCUUGCCUGUUCGUUACCUUGGGGUUCCUUUAGAUGCUCAAAAGCUAAAGGUAUCUUGCUACACCCCUCUUUUUGAUUCCAUUAACAAGUAUAUAUCUGCCUGGAAGGGAUUUUCUUUAUCUUAUGCAGGUAAGCUUGAACUGAUAGCCAAGGUGAUCCAAGGUGUGGUAGCAUACUGGAUGCAAGAGUUUUCUCUACCACCCACAGUUAUUGAAAGCAUAAUUUCUAUAUGCCGAAAAUUCCUAUGGGGUGGAAAAAGGGCUCUUGUAUCAUGGGAUGUUAUCUGCAGGCCAAAAGAUGAGGGCGGACUUGGCUUGCGAAAUUUGAAACAUUGGAACAAUGCGUUUAUGACAAAAACACUCUGGAAUAUCCACACCCGGAAAGAAACGUUAUGGAUUCGUUGGUCCAUGACUUUUAUUUACGGAAUGUGGACUUCUGGACGUGGAAUCCGGGAAGAAACGAGUCCGCCCUCAUGCGUAGUUUGGCGAAGGCUACUCACGAAAAGCAAUGUAAUCUUCAUGGAGAUUGACAAACAUUGCUCGUUUUGUGGUGCUACACUGGAAGAUAUCAACCACCUUUUCUUCAUGUGCCCGUUCUCUAAACAAGUUUGGGACCGUGUAAGAGAUGGUGUUGGUAUUGCAAGGAAUACGGCCUCUAUCAAAGGAGCAAUAAAAUGGCAUCAUAGGGAUUCUCGAGGAACCCGGCCUCGAUCCAAGAUUGGUGCUCUAGCUAUCAUGGCCUCGGUUUUCCAUUUAUGGAAGACAAGGAAUGCUCUUUAUUUUGAUCAGAUGGCUGCCGAUGUGGACCGUACUUCUACCAUGAUCCUCAAGAACAUUUUCCAGGUGAUGUACAGGUUAUACCCGAAUGGGUGGAAUGCAUGA
Ipomoea nil (Japanese morning glory) is the source of this 1155-nucleotide messenger RNA. RefSeq lists its product as uncharacterized. The transcript has 3 exons. The record is from RefSeq and is a predicted model, not a curated record. Lineage: Eukaryota; Viridiplantae; Streptophyta; Magnoliopsida; Solanales; Convolvulaceae. The coding region runs from base 1 to 1155 and encodes 384 amino acids.